Messenger RNA from Marasmius oreades (fairy-ring Marasmius), 3403 nucleotides. RefSeq lists its product as uncharacterized. Gene Ontology annotation, molecular function: histidine phosphotransfer kinase activity; phosphorelay sensor kinase activity. Bases 132 to 3185 code for a protein of 1017 amino acids. The transcript has 15 exons. NCBI's taxonomy places the organism in Eukaryota, Fungi, Basidiomycota, Agaricomycetes, Agaricales, Marasmiaceae. Gene Ontology annotation, biological process: protein autophosphorylation; phosphorelay signal transduction system. The record is from RefSeq and is a predicted model, not a curated record.
GGAGGCCUCUCCGUCAUUUGUGACCACAAUAUUCCACCAGUUCAGCGCUGCACUACAAUUUUUUACUCUGUUCUGCUAGCGCUCUUCGUCGGCGUGCAGGAACAUCGAGCAGCCUGGAGGGCUAGCUUAUCAUGUUGUUCACAUCCGCAUCAUUACCUCUCCACCAUGACCGGGAACAUUCAAGUUUAUCCCGGAGGGUCGGUUUUGAACAGGAGGAUCCUUCAGUCUGGACGAAAAUUCGGGAGUCCAUCGGAAAACUUGCAUAUAUCGCCAUUCAUGCUCCUACUGGUUCACCCUCCGAUGGAUUGGGUGGCGAUGGAACAGAAAGCACUACUUCAACCUCUGCAUUCAUAGCUGCGCAGAAGCAGAUAUCGGCUGAAAAGGACGGAGAGGAUUGGAGAGUCGACGAGGUCGUCGUAACUGGUGAAGAUGUUGACCGGUGGAAGCGGCUUGGCAGUGAAAAGGACACAACUACAGGCGGCACUCCUGGGCAAUCUGACAGCGGAUCUAUUCGAAAUAAUAGGACCAGAAAUAGCCCUUCGAGUCAAGGUGGAAACGUUUACCAGCCUCCGAGCUUGAGGACAAAGGCAAAGCACAUUUGGUCUUUCGUGGAGAACUUUUUCAACCCGACAUUCGAAGACGAACAUGCCGAGGCAGACUUCAAAAAGCAGAACUGGUAUUCUACAAAGGCAAUCGCGUUCUACGCUUCUCUUUAUCUGGUCCUUAACUGGGUGCUCUAUUUAGCACUCAAUAAGGAGAGCACAGAAAGGACAGUCUAUGCUCAAUGUUUUUAUUACGGUGGUCUAACAUUGCUCACGGUGCCUCUCCCGUUCCUCAUAGCUGCAGACGUGCCGUUAAGAUACCCAGUUCAAUUCCAAGUCUGGUUCACUUUCGCGGUUUGGUGGUGUGGAGUCACAGAACUAAUUCAGAUGAAAUUGUGUGAUUUUUUUGGCGGAGCUCCCAAUACUUGUUUUAGGAAGGAUUUUUUGGCGAUGAUGUACUACAUUACAGCCGUCCCGGCCAUGAUGAUGUUCGUGAUUCCGCACCGACUCCCCUCAUUCAUUAUGAUGGUCGCAGUCUUGAUUCUUAUAUCAACUUGCAUCAUGCCCGAAGAAGGACUUUUCGCUCGGAAUCUUAUCAGCUACAUCCUCUUUUCGACCUUUCUGCAAGUCUUGCAUUACAACAAAGAUAUUACGGAACGCAGGCUUUAUCUUCUCAAUAACCAACUCAAAGUUGCUUACAAGGCUCAGCAAAAAGCUCAGAUGGCACAAUCGCGAGCAAGCCAGGCCAAACGUCGAUUCGCGAGCUACAUUUUCCACGAAGUGCGGGUUCCGUUGAAUAAUGCUGCCAUCGCAUUCCAUAACUUGACGACAAACAAUGCAUUCUCUGAUCGCGUUUUCAAGCCCCAUGCAGAGGAUGUUAUCGCGCUCGAAGUGAGCCUUGCCACAGUACAACAAGUCUUGAACGACUCGUUGGACCUCGAAAAAAUGGAUGCAGGCCACUUUGAUAUCAACCCACAUCCUUUCCCACUCCACAGCGUUAUUCGCUCGACACUUGCACCCCUUAUAGUUUCUGCAGCAGCGAAGAAGUUAGACUUGAGGAUUAGUCUGGACGAACGAAUUGAUAAACUUGCGUAUCGAAUGAACGUCGAAGAAAAUGGACACAAGGAUUGGCAUGGAGAAAAGGAUUCCAAUCGCCAAUCUCGCUCUUUGGAUAGUCCCUUACCGAGCUAUAGCACGCCGCCCUCGCCCAAUUCAAAUCGGUCAAGGCCAUUUGAAGCAACAGAUUAUGCUGGUGGGGUCCAGAAGAUGGAAAGGACGCGUUCUUCAUCAUCAAUGCAUUCACCAAAAGCACGACCUGCGAACUUCAAAUAUCCUCGACCUGAACCAUACAUAUCCUCAGGGCAGAACUUUCUAGCAGGCUCGGAUUCGCGGGGAGCGGGAGAACUGUGGGUUGUUGGGGAUGAGGUACGCCUUCGACAGGUAUUGACGAACCUGGUGUCGAACGCAGUCAAGUUCACGCCGGACGGUGCUGGGGACGGUAUCACGUUCAGUACUUCGCUGGUUGCGUCUGUUCCUGCUUCUAUGUCGAACGACGCAAACGACGGGAACUUGGACAUGCCUGAGGAAAAGGAAAUAUCGGUAUCGAGAGAGGGAAGAGCUUCAAGGGAAGGUCGUGAGAAGGAUGGGAAAUCAGGGCUCUCGCAAGACAUCCUAGUAUUGCGGAUGGAGAUUGUUGAUAGUGGGCCUGGGAUUAAACCAUCGGAGCUCGUUGACAACCAGCUGUUCCAGCCUUUCGCUCAGACUAGAGUGGGGAAACUGAGUAAAAAUAGUACAGGUCUUGGUCUGGCGAUAGUUCGUCAGAUAGUCAGUCUAAGUGGAGGCAAAUUGGGUGUUCAAUCUCAGAGAGGAAGGGGAGCUACAUUUUGGGUUGAGCUCUCCUACCCGAUCGCGAGAAUGCAAGAUGUCGAGGAGGGGCUGAAGUCCUGCCCCUCUCCGUCCUCCUUCCCCCGAGCCAUUACCGCCGAUAACACCUACCAUUGGCCGACGGGAACAUUCUCAGAAGAUUUGAAGAAUCCCAUGCUUGCAGGUGGUACAGAAAUACCUUUACAACCACCGCCCGCAUUCACUCCACUGACCGAAAUUUCUGAAACGACAGUCGUUAAUCCAUAUGACGCCGUGAAAUCCUGUCCUCCCGAACAGCUUACUGCGAGUGCUACCAUAACGCCUCAAAACGGGAUUGAUAUCCAUGACUCCCCACUCGGGACCGAAAGUAACGAAAGACUCUUAGUUCUAGUCGUGGAUGACGAUGCUAUAACCCGGAAAAUGAUGUCCCGGUGGUUAUCGCUGAGAGGGUGUGUGGUGCAUACGGCUAAAGAUGGGAUGGAGUGUCUCGAGAUAUUACUGUCACCUGAAGCACCAAACUAUGACUUCGUUUCCCUGGACAACUUCAUGCCUGGUAUGACAGGAGAGGAAGCUGUCAAGGAGAUUAGAAACGCGGGGAGGGAUGACAUCUUUGUUGUUGGUUGCACAGGGAAUGCUCUAACCGAUGACCAAAAGAGCUACUUGGCUGCUGGUGCGAACCGCGUCUUGACAAAACCUAUCGAUUUCAAGAUGAUGGAACAGAUAUUACAAAGUGCAAGAAGAAGACGAGUGGAACGUAAUGGAAACUCUGAUAUCUACUAAUUGCCUUGGCUCCUAAUUGUUUUGGUUCAUCGUUCUUGAUUUGCAUUGUUCUCGUUUCACGUUUUAGAGGUUCUACCUAAUAUGCUUAUUCACGGGUCGCGGGAGUUGUGUUUGUACUCGGUUUCAUGGUCUAUAUAUCUACGCACGUGUAACAUAUCCAUAUCUACGGCUACCCAUAGUGCUUUCAAGCAAAAUUCACGCAUGCUGUUGGUACAUAA